AGAGAAGGACAAGUGAUGAGAAGAGGAGAGGAGAGCCGCUGUCGCAGAGGAACAGGAGGAGAGAGGGAAACAGACGCAUCUGCGGCUCGUUCAAAAUUCUUAAGAUGCCAGCAUUUUCUCACCGACUAAGAGGAAUAAAUCCCGGUGCAUCAUGACGGAUUGCGUCUUGUUCAAUUCUUUGCACUUUGGUUGUUUUUUGUAGACGCACAUUUGGGGAAACGCUUAAAAAACUAAUAUUAUUUUGCUUUAAAGAAAUCCAUCGGACAGUUUGCAGCACCUCUGGGAGCAAAGUGGAUUCAUUAAAGGAGGAAAGGAGCGCUGAUCUCCUUCUCCUUCAUUAUAUAAAUGUUUGCGUGCCAUUAGUGCGCUUCUCUUUCACGCACACGCGGCCAGACGUGGACAUUGAUCUGUCACACAUGUGGUCCUAAUAACAAGGACGGGCCUCACCCCCCACCCCUUUCCCUCUCCCCCCAAUCCUCACCCCACUGUCUGAUGACUCCCCCUUGCACAGGUGGACGUGGUACGGAGCCGACUGUAGCAUCAUCUUCCUCAGCAUCAUCCUCCUCCUCAGCACCAGCAUGUCCUCGUCGUCGCGCAAGAUUUCCUCCGAGUCAUUUAGCAGCUCGGUGGGCUCAGACUGUGGGCUGGAGAGCCCCGGAGGAGACGGAGGGGACGGCGCUUUGGAGCCGGCUGAUGAGAGCCGGGGCUGCCCGUUCUCCUCCUUCCCUUCGGCCCACAGAGCGGUGCUGUGGAACGGCCGCAGCCCCGCUGAGAGGCCGGCGUGCCCGGCGAGAGAGGAGCAGCAGCAGGGACCCUGCGGGCCCCACAAGAGGGCCACCAGGCGGCGAAGGGUCAACCUGGACUCGUUGGGGGAAAGCCUGAAAAGACUCACUUCACCCACGACACAGACUGUUCAGGAGGCUCUACAUCGAACUCUGCAGUUUUACAGAAAACAAGAGAUCAGGUGUCAGAAUGAAGAAGGUGGGGAAAGGCAGCAUGAGAAAAAGGAGGAGAAGUGCCUGUUUCUUGAAAACUCUGGUUCAGAAGAAGAUGUCCUACAGAUUCUUCAGUAUAUGGCCACAAUAUUAGGAGUGCCAUUCUGUGAGCUGCGAGAGCAUUUUGGAGAGGAGUUCUUUGGUCUCUGCUUCGAAGAGAACGAGCGAGUGCUGCGGGCUGUAGGUGGCAACCUUCAGGAUUUCUUCAAUGGUUUUGACGCCAUUUUAGAACACAUUCGCACCUCCACGGGGCGCCGAGCCUCCUCCGAGAGCCCUUCCUUUCAGUGCAAGGACCCCCGCGAAGAGGAGAAAGAUAGAGGGAAAUUGGAGAAGCUUGGAAAUCGUGGCAGCAGAGACAGCAGAGGGAAGGUGCUGUUUCUUCACUGUUUCAACCCUGCACCUGUUGUGGGAUUAGUUAUGCCAGGUUUGAUUAGAGCUGUCGCCAGGCGAAUCUUUCAUUCAGAGGUUGAAGUGGAAGAGGUGCCACCUCUAACUCCCCUGCUGCCAAAUGAAGAUGCUGAACAAACAGACUGUGAUUCUACAACCCCCACUCCCACAGCGUCCCCCACUGCUUCACCCCCCUCAUCCCCGUCCCCUCCAUCCCUUUUUCCAACUUCAGUCCCCACAGUUUGUCUAUCCUUCUUAAUCCAAGAGACUUGCACUUCUCCGCUCUCUUCCAUCCCAAAUUCGGCAUCUGUCAGCACUAACCGCCCCCCACUUCACCUAUCUACUAAUCCCAGCGAUCUUCGCAUUUCCCUGGCUACGUUCUGCCGUGCCUUCCCUUUUCACCUAGUCCUGGGGCAUCGCAUGGAGCUGCUGCAGCUUGGAGAAGGACUGAGGAAACAGGCUCGCAUUGAGCCUCACAGGAUUCUCUCAUUCAGGGACUGUUUUGAGAUUGUCUCACCCAAGAUGGAACCCUCUUUCCAGGGCAUACUGCUGAGACUUGCUUCGCCAUUUACUAUCCGUACCAGGCCCGACCCCAUGCAAGCUGGCACUAAGGAGAAGGUUAUGGAGCUAAAGGGUCAGAUGAUUCAUGUCCCUGAGUCCUGUUCCUUGAUGUUUCUGGGUUCUCCGCGUGUUGAUAAGCUAGAGGAGCUGAUGGGCAGGGGUCUCCAUCUGUCAGACAUUCCCAUCCAUGAUGCCACUCGAGAUGUUAUCCUGGUAGGAGAGCAAGCCAAGGCCCAGGAUGGCCUAAAGAAAAGAAUGGACAAAUUAAAGGCUACCUUAGAGAGGACUCAUCAAGCUCUGGAGGAAGAAAAAAGGAGGACAGUGGAUCUCCUCUAUUCCAUAUUUCCGGGUGAUGUGGCGCAGAAGCUGUGGCAGGGUCAGCCAGUGCCAGCGCGUAAAUUUAAUGAUGUCACCAUGCUUUUCUCCGACAUCGUGGGCUUUACUGCUGUGUGUGCCCACUGCACACCUAUGCAGGUUAUCUCAAUGCUGAACGAGCUCUACACUCGCUUUGACUACCAGUGUGGCAUUCUGGAUGUUUAUAAGAUUGAAACAAUCGGGGAUGCCUACUGUGUGGCAGGCGGACUUCAUAAGAAGGUUGAUAGCCAUGCAAAACCAAUUGCACAAAUGGCUCUUAAAAUGAUGGAGCUUUCUGAGGAAGUACUGACGCCUGAUGGGAAACCUAUCAAGCUAAGAAUAGGCAUCCACACCGGCUCAGUACUGGCAGGCGUAGUCGGGGUUAAAAUGCCACGAUAUUGCCUGUUUGGGAACAACGUGACUCUAGCCAGCAAGUUUGAAUCAGGAAGCCAUCCAAGGUGCAUCAAUGUUAGUCCAACCACCUACCAAUUGUUGAAAGACGACCGUUCUUUUUCAUUCAUCCCUCGCUCUCGGCUGGAGCUCCCGGACAAUUUUCCCAAAGAGAUUCCAGGGACAUGUUACUUCCUGGAGGCAGGGACUUCCCACAGCCAUGCCUCACUUACCAGCUCUCGCUCGGCUCCUCCGGCCUCUAUGAGGAAGGUCUCCUACAGCAUCGGGACAAUGUUUCUAAGAGAGACCAGUUUGUAGAUUCAUACACAGGUGUUCAAAAUGUGAGGGACUGAACUUAAACCCCAGAAACAUACCGGAAACCAGACACUCCGAUUUGUGGUUAUGCAAAUGUGUCAUGUUAAAAGUGGGAUUUACACCUGAAAUGACAAAUACUUUCAUCGUAGAUGAAAGAGAACAACUGUUCCCAUCUCCUUCUCUGAGCAGUGGGGAUUUUCUUCAAAGGACUAAAGGAACACUGGUCCUGUAUCUAUCCUCCAAGAGGUGGACUGAUAUAAUCAAAUAUUGGAGAAACCUGCGGACCAAGCUGGACGUCUCAGCUACUGCUCUGGUGUCUCGCUCUCUCUUAAGCAGCCCACAUUCAAAUCUGUGUCCGGAUUGACAGAACUGGGUUAAAACUGACAGAGACCGCACUUCAUGACAACUGUUGCCCUCAUUCGCCAUGUGCAAACAGAACAAAUACCCCGUUUCAGUUUUAAGGUGGGUGCUGAAGAAUGAAAUUUGUAUGACUUUCUGUCCAUCAUAUUCUAAUGUCCAAGACAAACGUCUCAUGGAAAACAGUUCAACUCUCCCCGUCCUUCCUUUGCAUCUGUCUUUAAGUCAUGUUAUGCUUUACUGAUUAUAAGAGCUGCGGCUCAAACCUGUGACAUUGGGUCGGCUUGAUGGGAUUUAAAAGAGGAAACAAUGAGAUCUGUUUUAAACAGAUCAUUUCAACAUUUCAACAACAAAUACCAACCAGAAUAAUACUAACCCAAAUUCACAGCCUUUUUUUUGUGACACCCAGCAAACUUAAGUAGAAUAUACUCUAAUAUAGGGGAGUGCUAGUAACAAAAAUGAGAAUAGAUCACUGAAGUUACUGUUUGGCUUUUUUAUUUUUUUUUUUACUUGUAAUUCUUUGUUUUUAGCAUAUUUCAUGAUUUGACCUCUUAUUGAUAAGUUCAUUUGUUUGCAUUUACCAGCUUUUGCUUUCUUUUUUUUUUUUUUUUUUUUGCCUAUCAGCAUUUUGACCUACAAGUAGCAUGUCUAAAAGCUUUGCUUUUUAGGACGGACCUACACAUGUUUCUGCAGUUUGCUUUGGAUGACAUCAAUGCAGACAGAUGUUCAUGAGCAGGCAUAUUCCUGGCUUCAUCUUUUCAGGUCCACAUGAUUAACGGAUUGAUGUGUGUUGUAGUUUGUUGAGCUGGAAAAUUAGAAAUGUGAUUUUCAUCUAAUUGUGCUGUUCAGAAACACUGAUAUAAAAGUCCUGCAUUCACUUAGGCCUGUGCAAAUUUCACCAAUAUACUAAACUCAAAAUUUCUCAUACCCCUCUCAGAUUUAGAUCUUGAGUUAUUUUUUUUAGGUCAUUUUCAUGACAUCCAGUUCUCUGAAAAAUGUUUUCUUGCCAUCACCCUGAUCUUUAGCUGCUUUCAACGAUUCUUUACCAUAUUUUAACUAGGAAGCAAAUCCUUGAUUUACACUGCUUGUGUCUCCAUUACGCACUUUGUUUCAGGGCUGUUUUACAUCAGAAAUGCUCUAAUUUGCUCUGAUCCUUAACGAAGGCCGGAGGUUCUUCUAGAAGCAUGCAUGAUAAAGCCGAUGAUACAUGCUGAAGCCAGACUGAAAAACAUUUGCUAGAUGGAGGUAAACACAACAGUUAAACCUGCUUUACUGUUUCUUUUUUGUUCCUGCAUCAAGAUAUUUACACUGUUGAGUAGCUUACACGAAGAAGCUCAUUUUGCUUAUUUUGGCGCAUUAAAUGUGUUAAUCAUAUGCAAAGUUGUAUGUUACACAAUUAGACGUAUAGAUAUUUGAAUAAAUGACUAUAUUAUUAGUAUAGUAAGGCCUUUGAGAAAGUCUAGCCUUUGGGGAAUUAUUUUGAAAAUACAGUUGGUUUCUUUGGUAGAUUGUUGUGAACAAUAAAAAAAAUGACUUUACACCUAAAUCUGCCAGGGGUGUGAAGAAUUUGGACUUUAUUAAAGAUAGAAAUCCAUUAUGCCUAAUUUCCAAGAUCAAGGAUGACUUGCUAAAUAAAAAAAAUACAGAUCCAAAUAAGGUCAUUUUAAAUCGACCUUCAUAAAGUAGAAAUGUUUGUUUUGAAGAGAUGGUUUUAUCAGUAUCUGACAGACUUUAAUCAAUUAUUAUAAUCAUAUCUUUUGUAAUUGAAUCCAGUAUCAGAAGUGUAAACAUUGGUUAAAGAAAGAGAGAAAAGUGUCAUAUUUCUAUUGUAAUAAGAAGUACACGAACAUUCUUAUCAUCACUGCUUAUUUUAAUACAUGUUCAGAAAUGAUAGCAGCUGCCUUUGCUUAAACAACAGCUUCCUAUGUCCUUAUUUACUUCUUAUCAUAAAGAAAGCUUUGAGUUUUUUUCUCUUUAUAAUUCAUUACCAACUUGAAGUCCUUUCUAUAACCGUACUUCUCCAUAAAUGGAUUGGAAGAAAAGUAUCCUAACAUCUUGAAAAAUUAUGUAGCAGGACUUUACUAAAUAAAAUGUGCCAAUUUCUUUCAAAGAUGCCACCAGCACAGAUAAGUCAUGAUUUCUUCAGUAACAGUGUGGUCUGUGUGUGUCAUUCAGAAAGAUCGUUGACCAGGUGUAAGAUAUUUUUUUAACUGAAACAUGCCAUGUAAAAAAAAAUCAACUACUGUAUUUUUAAUGCAAAAAAUAUUGUGAAUACAAAAAAACUCCCACCUCCCUUUGUUUCUUUUUAUGAGUAGUGUACAAUGUAACACCAGCCUAAAAAUGCAAUAUUUUAUAUAGGGAGAAAUAAUGAAAAACAAAAGUAUACUUUUAACAUACCUGAGGAGUGAAUUAUUGUCAUUGUGUGUAUAUUUAAAUAAAUGAGUAAAUAAACUGAUGAAUAUAGAUUUAUUAAAGAGACGUUAAAGAAAAAAACAAGAAUACAGCAGGUCAAAUUAGAUACAUUUUGAUUUUAAAAAAAAAGGUAAUUUUUUCGUCUGAGAUUUCUUUCAGAUUUUAGGUCAGCGUCCUAACAUCUCAUCAGUGUGUUUUAUCUGCAGCAUUUGGCUUACUAUAUUCUAAUUCCUUUUUCAUCAAAUCAUGUUGAAAUACAGACGCUAUCUUUGGAUUAAACAUUAACACAGCUUUAGGUAAGAAGGAUUGGACUCUAAGGGGACAUUGUUGUUCUUAAAUGAACACACAGCCUUUUUUGUAAAGAGGAGGGAAAUGGGAAGAGGUUAGGUUUAAAAAACAUUCAUUUUUGAAUAUACUAGUUAUAUACACCCUUAUGUUGUAUAUGAAGAAACAAAAAUCUUUCUUUUCCCACAUCUGACUUUAAUUCAGGUUAAAACAUCCCUGUUUUACGUCAAAUAAAUGGGUAAAUAGUAAAUGGGUUUUAAAUAAAAGGUUUUAAAUGAACCAGGAUUGGUAUGUUUUCAAACUACUUGGAAACGUCGAUUUGAUAAAAAUCUCAUGGCUACACCUGAGGGUGCCACACUUAUCCGUUCAAACUGUUUUUUAAAAUUCUAAUAGCAUUGGAAUGUCCAAACUCAGUGGGCCCUUGAAAGCACCAUCCCAAGUGUAAAGUACGGAGAUGGCAGCAUCAUGUUUUGUGGGUGUUUUCACAAAAGAGAAAACACUGUGUAAAAUAAUCAUGAGAUUGUAAAUAUUUCAUUAAAAAAUCUAAAUAUGAGCCAGAAACUGAAGUUUUGGUAGCAAAUGCAUUUUUCAAAGGAACAAUUACUCCAAUCAAGCUGAUAAAUCUGGAACAAAGUGGGCUGAGGACCAAAUUCAAGCAAACUCUUGCAAGAUGCUUGUAAAAUAUUUCCCAAAACAUUUGUGAAUAAACUUGUGAAUGUGAGGAAGGUUAGAAUAAAAACUAGAAAAUGUUUUCUCAUCACUAUAAACAAGACACAUUUUUGGUAAUCCUAUUUAACCUGUAACAGAAAAGGGAACGUCAGAGUUCAUAUCAGAAAGAAAGGGGAAAAAGAAGAUUUGUUUUUAUGGUAUUGUUAUUAUUGCCAUAUAUUUAUUCACAGUGACAUUUCCACAUCAUUCCACAUCAUUCUAUAAGUGCCAAAUGGUUAAUGGUUUUAGUUUAUAUUUGCCCAUAUGAGCAAUCCUUGAAAGAUCUAAAAAAAGGACAUGAUUUUGUUAAUAAAAUUAAGUAAAGGUAUUUAAACAAGUAUAUUUUUUCACAACCAUCAUGUUAUCCAAGCUUAAUGAAAAAAAUUAUUGAAAUUAUUUUAUAAAUUAUUUGUACAAAAACUAAUAUUGAAAAAAUAAAUAAGAUGAAAAAUGUUCUCUACAUUAGUAAUAAUAGCAUUUACAAAAGGGUAUCAGCUCAAAACUAGUGCAUUUGUUAGUCAGCGAAUCUGAAAACAAGCAGCAAGUAUUCGUGUCCAGUGUGCAUUCAUUAUUUUUAGCUGCUUAGCAUCAAAGUGGUAGCAUGUUUAGUGUGGAAUCGGUAGUCACAUUUAAACAGAAUACAAAAGGUUUAAACAGGAUUCUGUUCGAUAACAACACAGUAUAAAACUGUAACAGUUAAAAAUAGACAAAAAUGAUUGCAUGCUCAUGGUAAUAACAGAGAACCAGCACCUGCAGCACCCACGUGAAGCAAUAAUCAUUGUAUGCAGAGAGACCAGAAACGGUUUAAAAGAAAAAAUAAUGGUGACAUUUUAAAGCAGCCUGUGGACGUAGAUUAACAUACUACAGGGUGAUAUUCCAUGGUUAACAAUCCAUACAUGCAUUUCUAUAUAACUAAUGAAACUCUUGUAGCUUAUAUGUAUUGAAGGUGUUGUUUUCACUGAGCUUCAGAGCCUAAGUUCUAUGUCUGGGCUAAAUUAAGCAGAUUACGCCAGCAUUACACCCACACAACUGGUGUCCAAUUCUCCAGUCCAGUCUCUGUUUCUUGGAUAAUAUCAGAUAUUUAGAGAAUCCUGCGACUUGCUGUAGCGUUGAAAUCGUUCUGCAGGUGCUGUUUCUCUGCAGUCAUGGGGUAUUGCACGGCAGUGAAUAUUCACAUAUGUAAGAGGGCUUUGCUGUUUGGUACAUUAAAGCCAAAGAAAUCAGGGUUUUAUUUUUCAACUUUUUUUUUUUAAUAAGGUCAAACUUACAGUUUGCUGAGCCUUGUGAAUAUUGAUUCGGGUUUAAUUAAGCAUCUUAAUGCCGAACCACUUCCAAUAUAAGACUCACAAAAAAUGCAUUCCUUUUGUUUAUUUGUCUUUUCUGGGUCAGCUAGAAAAUGUACUCCAGUGUUUGUGCCAUCUGCAGUCAAACUGGCUCUCCCCAAACACACAUAAAGGUUCUGUACCAUAACUUUAUGUCUUUUUUAUUAUUAUAAUAAAUAAAAUAUUCUCUUCUUUUUCAUGGUUUAGUCAUUGUUAUAUCUCAGCACAUCUGCUUCCUGUUGUAUUGAUAAAAAGGUUUUCUACCCUAACCAACUGAAUGUGAUUCAUUGAAGUUAAAAUUAAGUUAUAUGUAUACGUUUUAUUUCUGAAUGUUUCAAAGUGGUCUAUAUCUUUCUGCCACGAACAGCACGAUCUCUAAUGAGUCACUUUGCAAUAAGUCUGGGUUGAUUAGAAACCAAUAUCAGUUUGAUCAAUGACAGCCUGCUAAAGGAAGCAUGACUCGUACCUUUUUUAAAUGGAGGGGAAAAAUAAUCUAGGCAUGUCCCUUCUGUUGGGAAUUCCUUUUCUGAAAUAAGUAUUUUUAAUAACAGAUUUUGCAUUAUUUUUUAUUUUUAAAUGAUUAUUUCCUCUUUUGGUUCUGUUUCAAGGAAUAUCUGGACAUAAACUGUGUUGGACCCUGUUGUUGGCAUCAGGUGUUUGCUGUAUUUUAGGGUGCUCAAUCACAGCUGUUAAUAUCUGACUAAUGUUUAAGGCACAUCUUCUGUCUUACAUACUGUAAAUAAAAAAGUAAAAAGAAAAACACCAAGUAUCUUUACAAUAAAAAAAAGCCUCAGCUGCUUAACUGAGUGACUGA
Messenger RNA from Cyprinodon variegatus (sheepshead minnow), 8900 nucleotides. It is a transcript of the gene gucy1a2, whose product is annotated as guanylate cyclase 1, soluble, alpha 2. The coding region runs from base 579 to 3005 and encodes 808 amino acids. Gene Ontology annotation, biological process: response to oxygen levels; cGMP biosynthetic process. The transcript is spliced from 9 exons. Gene Ontology annotation, molecular function: heme binding; guanylate cyclase activity. The record is from RefSeq and is a predicted model, not a curated record. Gene Ontology annotation, cellular component: guanylate cyclase complex, soluble. Lineage: Eukaryota; Metazoa; Chordata; Actinopteri; Cyprinodontiformes; Cyprinodontidae.